CAAAUGACAACUUAAAAGCAUAUGACAAGUGACAAGUGACCAACAACAAGGUUAUGAGGAAAGUGGAAACCGCUGUUAUUUUGCAUGUGGAUAACUAAUUAUUUUAUCUGCCUAUUUCUGAAAUAGUAAUUUGCUAAUUUGUUCGAAAGCUUUAUUUUAUCAUUAUGCCACCGAAGAAAGCUCCUGUUCCCGGUAAAAAAACCGAACAGAAGAAGAAAGAGAAAGUUAUCGAGGAUAAAACCUUUGGUUUAAAAAAUAAGAAAGGGUCAAAACAACAAAAGUUUAUUCAGCAAGUCGAGAAGCAAGUUAAAUCAGGCGGUCUUCAUCCACUGAAAGAGGGCACGAAAAAGUCAGAAAAGGAACAAAAACUAAAAGAACAGAAAGAAUUGGCCGCUUUGUUUAAACCUGUUCAAACGCAAAAAGCAGGGAAGGGUGCCGAUCCAAAGUCUAUAGUAUGUGCAUUUUUUAAACAAGGUCAAUGUGGCAAAGGGGACAAAUGUAAAUUCUCUCAUGAUUUAACUCUAGAACGUAAAGCGGAAAAACGGUCUUUGUAUGUCGAUAUGCGAGACAAAGAUGAAGAAGACACUAUGGAAAAUUGGGACGAAGAGAAAUUGAAAGAAGUUAUAGAGAAAAAACAUGGAAAAAGUGGGAAAAUGCCUACAACCGAUAUUAUUUGUAAACACUUUUUGGAAGCUGUGGAAAAAUCAAAAUAUGGUUGGUUUUGGCAAUGUCCUGUUGGAGAAAGUUGCAUAUAUCGGCAUGCCCUACCACCAGGCUUUGUUUUAAAGAAGGAUAGAAAAAGGGAUGAUAAGAAAGAUGAAAUAACAUUAGAGGAAUUGAUUGAAAAAGAACGUGCAGCUUUAGGCCCGAAACAAACUAGAAUUACUUUAGAAACAUUUUUAGCUUGGAAAAAGAGGAAGAUUCAAGAAAAGAAAGAUGCUGCAAAGAAGGAUGAGGACAAGAAGAGAAGUGAUUUCAAAGCAGGAAGACAAGUUGGAUUAUCAGGAAGGGAAAUGUUUAGUUUCAAUCCAGAAAUGGCUGCUCAAAAUGAUUUGGAAGACGGAGAUGAAGCAUUCGACUCAACAUUAUAUAAAAAUGAGGAGGAUGAUAAUAUAGAAUAUAGGGAGAUUAAUCUCGACUUUGAUGCUUCUGAAGUUGAUGAUAGUGGUACUAUUGCCACAGAGGAUAGAUUUAAACAGGAGGAGCCUUCGAGUAGUACAGCACCACAAGAGGCAGAAAGUUCUACCAGUACUGCUGUACCAAUCAAUGAGAAUCUUUUCUUAGAAGAAGACUUAGAAGGUCUAGAUGAAGAAUUAGAGAAUUUAGAUGUUGAUGAUUAAUAUUUGGCCUCUGAAUUUGGUCAAUCGGAUACCUUUAGGAUUACAGAACGAGUGUGAUAGGUCAGUGUUUGUCAUAUUAAAAUUUUAUGUUAUAAGUAAUGUGUAACUUUCUUUCAUUGGUAAACUAUCUUGUUUCAGUAGCACUCUUAAAUUUUUCAUAUGUCUUUAGACAAAGUUUUGAAGUCAUAUUGACUAUAAUAGUAAUUCUGUUGACAGUAAUACAUUUUAGGUUCUGGUUAUUUAAUAAAAGGUUAUUUUGAUAACAUAUUAAAUAUAUCCAAUUUUUAUACUUUAUGAUUAAUUUUUUUUUAAUGUUAGGUUUCAAAUUUAUAAUACAAAAGAUUAAUAA
Messenger RNA from Sitophilus oryzae (rice weevil), 1689 nucleotides. RefSeq names its product zinc finger CCCH domain-containing protein 15 homolog. The transcript is spliced from 6 exons. Gene Ontology annotation, biological process: cytoplasmic translation. Gene Ontology annotation, cellular component: cytosol. The record is from RefSeq and is a predicted model, not a curated record. NCBI's taxonomy places the organism in Eukaryota, Metazoa, Arthropoda, Insecta, Coleoptera, Curculionidae. Bases 165 to 1340 code for a protein of 391 amino acids. Gene Ontology annotation, molecular function: mRNA binding; metal ion binding.